CGCAAGUAUCGCUUCCUUCCUUCUCUCCUUCUCUCUCUAAAAACCAAAUCCAACGUCUCCGUUUCUUCAAACGCGUCUUCUCUCUUCCUAUUUUUAACCCUUUUCUUGAUUGAAAUCUCUAUUCUUUUCUUCUCUUUUUACCUCUCAUCUCAUCUUUGUAAAUCGAAUGAUGGAUUAUUAUUCAAGUUUCUGAGUAACACAAAAAAAAAAAUCUCUUUCUUUCAAUCUUCCUUAGAUUUUUCAUCAGAUUAAUGUUGUGUACGUUUGUGAAUACGUGUCUGAAUCCUGAAACCUGUGGAGUUGAAAACGACAAGAAGAUUGGGUCUGUUAAUAUAGUUAUAAGCACUGAUUUAAUGAACGAUUUGAUAGCUGGUUCUUUUGGUUAGAGAAAGAGAGAUAUAAUAAUAAUAAUAAUAAUAUGAUGGUAUCUACAACGUUUAGGAGAAUUGUGUCCCCUUGUUGGAGACCUUUUGGUAUUGGAGAAGGUUCUAUUACAAGUAGUAGUGAUGAUUCCAACGGCCGUCUCGACGGUUUAUUAUGGUAUAAAGACUCCGGUAACCAUUUAACCGGAGAGUUUUCUAUGGCUGUGGUUCAAGCCAACAAUCUUCUUGAAGACCAUAGCCAGUUAGAGUCUGGUCCCAUUAGUUUCAACGAGUCUGCCCCCGAAGCUACUUUUGUCGGUGUGUAUGAUGGUCAUGGAGGUCCUGAGGCAGCUAGGUUUGUUAACGAGAGGUUGUUUUACAACAUGAGGAGAUGUGUUUCUGACCAGAGAGGUGUCUCUCCUGAUGUCAUCACAAGAGCUUUUGUGGCGACAGAGGAGGAGUUUCUCGGUUUGGUCCGGGAGAAAUGGCAAGUGAAGCCGCAGAUAGCUUCUGUUGGAGCUUGUUGCCUUGUGGGUAUUGUCUGCAACGGGCUGUUGUAUAUUGCAAACGCUGGUGAUUCGAGAGUCGUGUUGGGGAGGCUAGAGAGUCCGUUUAAAGAGAUGAAAGCUAUUCAGCUAUCUACAGAGCAUAACGCUAGUAUUGAGUCUGUGAGAGAAGAGUUGCGUUUGUUGCAUCCUAAUGACCCUAACAUUGUGAUGUUGAAACAUAAAGUGUGGCGUGUGAAAGGGAUCAUACAGGUGUCGAGAUCUAUAGGUGACGCGUACUUGAAGAGAGCAGAGUUUAACCAAGAACCGUUGUUGCCUAAGUUUAGAGUUUCAGAACGUUUUGAGAGGCCCAUCAUGAGAGCUGAGCCGACUAUAACGGUUCAUAAGAUUCACCCUGAAGAUCAUUUUCUUAUAUUUGCUUCAGAUGGUUUGUGGGAGCAUUUGAGUAACCAAGAAGCAGUUGAUAUUGUUAAUACUUGUCCACGCAGUGGUGUGGCUCGGAGGUUAGUGAAAGCUGCAUUGCAAGUAGCAGCGAAGAAGAGAGAGAUGAGGUAUUCGGAUUUGGAGAAGAUAGAACGUGGCAUCAGGAGACACUUUCAUGAUGAUAUUACUGUGAUUGUCGUUUUUCUCCAUUCUGCAAGUUUUGGAGUUCGAACUCCGGUCUCUGUUAGAGGAGGUGGUGUCCUCGCACUCUCCCCAGGCAAUGCCAUUUUAUAAGUUUUUACUUUUUUUUUCUAUAUUCAAAUAAUGAUAAGCAAAAUCUCUUUUUUUUUUUUUAUAAAUGUUUUGUUUUAAUGUUUUGGUUUGUUCAGAAUUUCAGAUUGUCUGAUACUUGUUUAAAUUAAUUUCUGGAAAAAAAAUUGUAAUUUAUAUUUUCCUUUUUACCAAAGUCUGUUUU
Molecule: messenger RNA, 1766 nt
Organism: Eruca vesicaria subsp. sativa (arugula)
Lineage: Eukaryota; Viridiplantae; Streptophyta; Magnoliopsida; Brassicales; Brassicaceae
Source: the annotation of a GenBank genome assembly